CAUGACUGAAGCUUCCUUAAUACUGCCUGGCAUCACAAAUGUCAAUAUUGUAAACGGCACGUCAGCAUUGCAUCUGCAAGAGUUGGCUCACGUCCCUGACCUCUGUGUGCUGUAUGACCUUGAGAGGCGCAUUGUCUUAUUGUAAUUAACUGAAAACCCCAAUAUGCUCAUUUUUUCCUAACGCUGGUGACACUGAGAUAACGAUGCUCUUAUGAAAAUUCAGCCUUCCUAUAUUGCUGAAUUAAUUCGGCAAUUUAACUCCAAUAUAACCCCAGAGGAAAACGCAAACCGGCCGGUAAUUUUUAAAGGGGGGAAGGGGGUUUCUGAAGGGGAUUGUCGUGGAAACGGUUUCAUUGCUGCUGCUUCUCGGGCUGUUGCUAGGAGGAGUCGCAUCCAAUCCUAAACGGGGUCUUCACUUCGCUUCCAGUUGGGUUUUCAUGGGGGGGGGGGGGUCAGUGAAUGACAUCAUUAAUUCAGCUCCCAUCCCCGUGCACAAGAAAACCGGCGAUCGGUCGCCCGCCGCCUGCGCUCCGCUGCGCGUUUCGGGCGACCUGCCUCCGGCUGGGAUGCGCUCCGUCUCCGUCAGUUUGAAGUGCGCCGCUGUCGGACCGGCCGCGCUUCCUUCAUCGAUCCGGGAUUCUGGGAGGGGCAUCCUGUCCGGCCGGGAAUGGCGGAUAGGGCUGGACAUGCAUCUGGAUAGAGGAUGACAUGGGGGCGCGGCGGAAUGGCACCCAAGAAAUCCGUGUUUAAUCCAAGCAUACGCGUCCUGCUCUUCGUCAUGGAUCUGAAAAAUUUCAUGGUGUCCUGCUUUGAUGAGGAGGCAGAAGAGAUGACUGUCUCCCUUCGAGAGGCCGAAAUGACCACAGCUAAAGUGGGGGCUCAGUCUAAGCUCCACUGCAGCGGUUUAAAUUGGCCCCGCCGGCGCAUCACGGGACCUGCAGACUGUUGCGAUUUGAGUGGAGACGGGUUUCACAGGACACCACGUGCACGUAAUGCAUUAGCGUUUCCCCACGACUGUGUCCCUUGUCAAUUGCAGAUUACAGCCCUCCCACAGGAUCUGGACAUGGAAACAAUCAGUAAGGGGGUGCAGUACCGUGGGGGCCAGUCCAUCCUCUCCGGUCCAAGGUACUGCCCCGGCGUCAACAGUCACGGCGGCUACCUGUGCGAGACAGGACACUGCUGCGGGGAGACUGGCUGCUGCACCUACUACUAUGAGCUCUGGUGGUUCUGGCUCCUCUGGACCGUGCUGAUCCUGUUCAGCUGCUGCUGCGCCUACCGGCACCGACGGGCCAAGCUGCGGAUCCAGCAGCAGCAGCGGCAGAGGGAGAUCAACCUCAUCGCCUACCACGGUGCCUGUAACUACCCGGCAUCCAUGCUGGACCUCAGUUUCCUGGCCUCCUUCAAGCUCCCAUCCUAUGAGGAGGUGGCAGCCCGGCCCAACACCCCUCCUCCACCAUACAACACGGUGUUUGCCCUGCAGGGGGCAGCGGCGCAGUAUGCCCACGCGGGCCCCAGCGGCAUGGCCUCCUCCCACAGCUCCGACAACUACACCAGCUGCUCCUGCGAGUCCUGCUCUGCCUCCUCGCCCUGCAGCACCUCCUUCUCCGUCCAGGUCACUGAUGAGACGGACACCAGCAACGCCACCACGCCCAGCGAGGUGGGCGACCCCUGCCCUCUGGCCACUGAUGCGGGCUCCUCCUCCACAUCACUGCCCCCGCCCACCCUAUCCGACCCCUUGGGUGUAUUGGUGGAGCAGGAGGAGGACGGAGGCCUUGUAGAGGAGCCCCCUGAGGAACAGCCCUCCCCCAAACCUGCCCAGUCCCCACCCAGACAUGCCCUCUUCUCCCCGAAUGUGGAUUUCUUUGAACCGGACGGGCGUGCCUCUGAGGCAGAUGUGGAGGAGGACGAGGAAGAGGCUGAGGAGGCAGACGAAGGCCACUUCCGGCACCGGCGGCUGACGGGCGACUCAGGCAUCGAGGUGUGCCGCUGUCAGGUGGACAGCGAGGAUGAGGAGGAGGAGCAAGGGCACCAGCUUGCCGGGGGCAAGGAGGUGGGGGAGCGCGAGGAGGCUGAGGGUCAGGAGGAGCCCGGCUUACUUCACGACAGCGUGGACUGCUCUGCCCGGCCUCUGGCACCGGCGCCACCUGCUGACGACUGCACCGGUCUGUGCGGCUCCACCUCCUUUCUCCACAGGGGUGGAGAUUCUGUUGUUGUCAUGGAAACUGUGUGAGGGGCCUGAUGUGUGCCAGCAAUGGAACUAGACAGGAGCUAAUAGCGUGUGGGAGUAAUGACUGUGUGCAGCGGGAGGCAACAGAGGAGGUGGCAUCAGACCCCCCAGUCCUGCCACCAGGUGGCGCUCAGGGGGGGGGUGUCACGGAGCCUGGCUGUGUGCAACCCGACCCUCUCUACCACGCACAUGAAAAGGAGUAGGCAAACAAGAGCAUCCAGUAUCUAGAAGUUUCUAGAAGCAGAGGCAGGGGGCGUCCCCUGCUGAUUGGUCUGUUUGCGGCGGUGUAGUAAUGGUGUUUCAGGGGGAGUAGCUCUCCGCACAUCCGCAACCAUAUGCUAAUGUGUUGAAAUUAAGCGUGAUGGAGGCACGGCUGUGCUCACGGCGCCCCCUGCUGGAUCCGCCCCACCCCAGUGUGCUCAUUUAGCCUCUCCUUCUGUCUCUAAACCUGAAUGUCAGUAGGUCGAUCCAAAACUCAUUUCUGGUUCUGGGGACAAGGAAGGAGCCGGUUUGUCUUCUAAACCAGCCUGCUGUCCCCUAAAUGCUCCUGGCCCACGGGCCGGACCGACCACUGUCAUGGCCGACCUUUCAUGCUGCUUUAGACUUGUCCAUUCAGAUGCAAUAAUUACACUAAUGAGGACGGCGUUAAACCCCGUGAUGUGAUAAUGGUGGCGCUAAGCCAGUAAUCCUUUCUCGUACAGUGUUGGACAUUAUGGUUGGGCGCUUCAGACAUGCUAAAUGACACCAAAGUGGUUUCAAUCUGCUAGAACUCUUGGAUUCCAGUUUAACCAGUGGCAAAGCUGCUCCUUGAAUUCUGGUGAUGGGAUUCCUAACCAGCUAUAUAUACAAAACAAGUAUUUAAAUACAUAUAUGUAUACGAACUGCUGUGAAAUGUGUUAUGGCAUCUGAACAAUGCCCUCUGCAAUAUGUAUUAUCGCAGCCCUCUCAGUAGAGGGCACUGUUCUGCUUGUUAAUGCCGCAGAAACCUGUGGCUGUCCUUGUACAGGCUACUGCUAACCCUUACUGCUGAUGUUGAAUGUAAUUUGCCUCCAUCGUGUCAAACACAAUGUCAGCCUGACCUGGUCCUUCCCUUGGGCCGGGGCAGCUAUAUUUCUGGCCUCAGUGCCUCCACACUUUGUAUGUUGUACCUCCCUGACCCGGCACCGAUUCCUUUGGCCACCUCGGUGAGAGACGUUGGCCUGUCAUGAAAAAACCUCAAGAAAAAAGCCUCACUGAGGGGGAACGUAACUACUAUAGAACACAUUCUGGGUGGGCGGGAGGAAGCAUGGUACUCAUGGGUACUCGUGGGUACUCAUGGGUACUCGUGGGUACUCGUGGGUACUCGUGGGUACUCGUGGGUACUUGUGGUGAUGUAGAGGUGAAUUUACAAGAGUACCUUUUGAGGCAUCAUAUUUAUUUCUGUUUAAUGUUUCUUUUUUUGUAAUGGUUUGAGGAUAUGAAUGUUGAGCAAAAAGCAGCCAGUCACAAGCGGACCUGGUGUGUGACGUCUCGCGUAUUUAAGGCCCAGCUCAACCUGGAGUGGAUCCCAUGCAGUGCCAUUGGGUUCAUCAUGACACGUUCGGCUAGAUGUUGUACUCCUUCUUCCUGAUGAUCCAGCAUGGCGUAGAGGGUGGGGGUACGGCCCGUCCAGACUGAUAUUUGUGGCUGCCGUAGACCUGCUGUUCCUCUUUGGGAAGAGGUAUCCUACCAUCCCCAUUCUCACCCAGUGUACCUGGUCUUGCAAUUCACCUAGUAACUCUCGAUGGACUGUAAUUUGUCAUCCAUUAUCAGCUGCUGGCCGGUUUGAAGUGAGAAUGUAGGGGGGUUUUGUAAGUAUAAAGUCAGUACCAUUGUAACUUUAACUUUUUUCCGCAAACAUGUACAACUAUAGCUAAAGAUAGAAAGAAAAAAAAUAGACCUGUAUGGACCUGGGGGGGAGGGUUAGGAGAGGUUCCACAAAGCAGGAUUUCUCAGUCAACUGGAUAAUUUAAGCCAAACGUGAAAACUGUCCAAUAGGAAGACAGGUAAGUGAGAUUCCUAUUGGACAAUCCUUACAUUUGUCUUAUAUGGCUAAUGAUGAAAUCCUGCUUUGUGGAAUACCCCCCCCACCCCUUAUCGAAUAUAAUAAAUAAAUCACAUAUUAUAUCAUAGGCUGUCUAUGAGCUUGCAUUGUGUAUGCAGUGGGGAUGGAUGGAUGAUGGAUGGAUGGAUGGAUGGAUGGAAAUUAUAAAUCAGUCAAAUUUAUAAAUCAAUUCACGGAAUAUCCCAGUAUGACUGUCAGACGAUAUAGCCCAUAAUAACAUGCUUUAUAUGAAUAAGUACCAGCUUAUCGUGAUAAUAUGGUUAAUGAUAUGCUGCCUUCCAAGUCCGAACAGAAAAACCUGCAUUCAACCAAGCUGCGCCCUCAUUACUUCAGAUGGCAUAUGAACGUAAGAAACGCAUGAAGGACCCAUGGCGUCUGUCCCGACGCUGCCUUGGCGUUAAACGCUUUGUCAUUAACUUGCGUCAGUGUCACAUGGGCCGGUGCACAUGUCCCAUAAGUCGGACCAUGAUCCAGCCGUCUGUGGAACUUCCUGAUGCGAUGUCGGCAUGGGGGGGGUCUGUACGUAGUAUUUAUUCAGACCCCUCCCAGAAUGUCCUUGGUGAGGAAUGUAAUUACAGUCACUGUAAAGCAAUUUAUAUUUAAAGAGGAUUUUAAAGCACUUGUGACUUGAAGUGUAAACUGUAUGUAGCUAUGAAGUAACUGUUGCCUUUUUCAAAUUGGACGUGAAGGUGACGUGAAUGUGUUUGGUGCCUGUACAGUCUCCAGUUCCAAUUUGUACCUUCUCACUGGGGCUGUAACCUUUUACGGUACAGAAGUGGACUCUGGGGAACAUUUUUUGUAGCAUUGAUGGUACAUUAGUGCUGUUUAUACCUUGGUGAUGUUUCUCAGAGUCCACUUCUGUACCUUAAAGGGUACAUUUACCUACAGCUAAUGGUAGAGUUAGCAGACCCCUGAGGGUACAGUCCCAGUGACAAGCAAAGGUACAAACUGGUGACCCUUUUUCUGACAGUGCACCUGUAGACCUGCAGCUGUUUUGCUGAACAUCUGUUUCCGAGGUCCAACACUAACAACGUCAAGGCUAGACCAGAUCACUUUGUCUUGUGGAUGCCAUUCCAAGCCUUAGUAUUCUUCCGCCCGUUCGUGGAUUUAUUAGUGGUGGAUCAGGGUAUUGCAGUUGGGGAAAGUUCCGUGUGAAGGCCGCAAGUGUCACGUGACGGCAGGGUGGUGAGAUCACUCUGACAGCUCAUCGGCCGCCCACUGCCGCUCACUGAGGCGUGGAGUGGUGAGGUCAACCCGCGGAGCCGAGUGAUGUAACUCCGACGCGUCAUUGGCCAGCCAGCUGUCACUCAAAGCGAAGUGGAACCCAAUGACCAAUGAUGUGCAAGAUGCUGCCAAUGGAGGUAUGAAGUCAAAUUGGGGCCUGAAGUCUCAGUCUUAGUGCUGAAGAAGCUUCCAGCCGUUCGUUUUGCCAUGAUACUUAUUUCAGACACACUGCAAAGAGGUGAUUCAGAUUAAAUGUUUUUUCUUUAAAUUAUCUGUUUCUUUGUUUUGUCCUUCCUACCAUUUCAAAGUUGUGCCGAAUUAUAUCAUUUCUGUUUAGGCCUAAUCCGAACAUAAAAAGUUACUGUCAUAAUUGUGGCUUAUAAUUAUGCCACAGUACAGUAACUUUUUAAAUAACCCCAUUACUGUGUAAUUAAAAGACAUCAUCAUAUCUGUAUCAUUCAUCUUAAUUGAUAACGCAAGUCUUUAAAAUGCACAUGACUGGAGGAUGAACGGAAGGAGCAGAGCUGUUGUAAUGGGGAGCUGCAUUAUAAAUUUUAUGCUGUGAAUUUCCAAUAUGUCUACUUACUGUUAAAUACCAGCAUUCAGCAUUUUAUUCUUGAACUGAAUUUUGUCAAUGCGAAACUACACACCGUUCAGCGAGUGGCUGUCAGCUGCUUGGAGGACAACUGAGGGGAACCUCACCCUGGGCGCGAGGAACAGUGCGUUGGUCCAGCCCGUAUCACGGAAGUCCGUGCAGAGGCCCAGAAUGCGUCCUCAGACUGUCAUCCUGCGCUGUGGCCAUGCUCCGUGUGUCGUGUCUAUCACAGAAUCUUUAUAAUCUAUAUUUUUAAAUACUUCAUGUUCUGAGAAGCUACAAUCUGUCAAAUGAGUAUCUGCGGAGCAUUAUGUUUGAUGCACAACCAUCACAUUUCAGCCUAAAUGUUUCUCCCCAACGCCACAUUUCUCGGGACACCUCCAGGGCCUUUGAGAUGCAGCAACCCUGAAAGGCAUUCAGGCUAUUCCGUGGAGAUGGUCCUCUGAUGCCGCACGCUUACCCCCCGACGUAUGAUGCAUGCAAAACAUCGGCUGUGCGACACUCUUAAUUUGUAAGCUUGUCGAGUCGUGAAGCAGACGCCAUGUGUUUAAUGUGGGGACAACAAAAAUUUUAAAAGUGAUAUCCUGCCUGGGCUGCAGCCAAACAUCCAUCAUACGCAUAUUAGAAUUAUGCUCGGUGAUCCAACAUGCUUGUCAGUCAAGCAGAGGGAUAUGUUGGUCUUACUAUUCAAUUAUAACUUUUUAUAUUUACUGAACUGUUAAAUAUGACUGUUUCCCUGUCCAUAACCUGAUGUAAGGUGUGUCCUUCAUUAUCCUUAAGCUUUGUUAAUUUUUGAGGUCUGAGCAUUGAAGAUGUUUCUCCUGUCAUACGGCUCACUUUCAUUGUUACCGUUUUAAGUCGCUCCUCUCUCGAACUUCUCAGUAUUGUUCAUAAACAGCCCCGUAAACUUGUGUGAAAAUAAACGUCUCGAUGCGUCGUCUGUCGUCUGCUUUCCCCCAGAACACUUGUAUUCAGGACAGGCGUUUCAUCGACCCUACAAGUCCACUGAUCACUGGAGACGUCCACAUUCUCCACGCCGGGUCGUGUGGAUAGACGUUUCUAUGACACGGUCAACUGGGCAUCUAGUGCGCACUUGUGCAUUAACUGUGACUCGCCUCCUGCUUGUGCUCCACUUCUAUACACUCGUUUAGGGAAAUAGGUUACAAGGGGAUGCUCACUUUGCAGAAACCACCUGUGUAUCGGCAUCGGUGAAGUGUGUUGGUUAAGUUUGAUUACUGCUGUCUAAAACAGUGCACAGUGGGGGGAGGCUGAAGGAGUUAAAUUUCAAGCUUUAAGGCUGUGCAGACUCAGCAGGGCUGGGGCACAGCUGGGGGCAGCUCUGCUGUCAAAUAUAAACUCCGUAUCGCCCUACUCACUCAUGCAGUUUCAAGGUGGAAAUGCAUUAAAAAGCUUCUCAUUCGCCUUGUCGUUUUCAGACUUUUUGGCUUAUAAUCCCACGCUUUCUCACUUAAGGUAUGUCCGAUGAUAAUUUUUGUCUCCCAUUAGGUCUAUUUGAUAUCUUCACCCUCUCCUCCUGUUGACUACAUUUCCAGUUUAAUUCUGUUUAUUUUUUGUAGUUUCCUUACUUGAUUUAUCCCAAAAGAAGACGACCUUCAAAAUCUGAGUGAAAUCUGCCCUUGCCAUACAACAACAACAACACUUUGUAAUCAUGGAAAAUGUUUGAAUAAAAACCCCAAACAUACUCAAACUGUAAUGCAUAGGCAUUUAUGAAUUUAUGAUUUUAAGUAAAAUAAAAACAGCGGAGCGAAGUACGCAUUUUAUCUUCCACACAUGGGUGCCAGCUGGUCUAAUAAACCUACAGUAAAGUGUGCACCACGUUAGAUGUGUAAUCCUCAAGCAUGAGAAGCUAUAGCGAUUAAUAACAGUGCAUAAAAUAACUUCCUUUCACCGUUGUUUGAUAUUAGUAUGUUGUGUAUCCGUAUUAUAUGUCCGUGUUUUUUUACAUCACGUAAUAAAAAGUACUGUGUCAUUGA
Molecule: messenger RNA, 8123 nt
Organism: Brienomyrus brachyistius
Lineage: Eukaryota; Metazoa; Chordata; Actinopteri; Osteoglossiformes; Mormyridae
Product: WW domain binding protein 1-like
Exons: 6
Coding region: 704-2230 (508 amino acids)
Source: RefSeq, a predicted model, not a curated record